AACUUCUCGCCGAGAACUGCACUUUCGGCUUCUCUCCUCCCCAAGGGUUCUGCUGUUGGAGGGGUGGGGUGGGGAUAGGGAGCGGGGCGGUGUCUCGCUGUCCAGCUGUCGAGUUGCUGACGCUAUGAGGGCCCCAGGGCCACUCGGGUUUCCCCCACGAGUGAGCAGCGACGGCUGAGCCAGCAUCCCUGGCGUCCUCGGGCUAAAUAAGGAUCCAGCUCGCGCUGGGUAGACGAAGCCUGGGGUCCCGGGGGGGACCAGGGGCUAUCUCGCCAAACAAGGCGAGGAGGGGAGAUGUAUAUAAAGCCAGAGUCUCGGGGCUACCUGCCCUCCGCGUCCGGUCCUGUGCUGUCCGGAACUCUACGCUGAACGCUAAUCUUGCCCUUCGACUCAAGCCCGUUUUAUUGGUCCCUCCGCCCCCAGCCCCGUGAUGUCCAAAGCAGCUCCGGCCAAGAAGCCGGCGGCCCCACCUCCAGGCUGCACCCUGGACAUCAAUGACCCCCAGGUGCAGAGCGCUGCCAUCCGCAUCCAGGCCUCUUACCGGGGCCACAGGUCCCGGAAAGAGCUGAAAGAAAAGGGGCCACCCCGCGUCCUGCAGCCGCUGCAGGACGUCGUUCUGAUCGAGGGAAGCGCCGCGAAACUGUCCUGUCGGAUCUCGGCUUUUCCUGACCCUUUUAUCCGCUGGAGCAAAGACGGCAAGGAGCUCCGUGACGGGCCCAAGUACCGCUACGUUUUCGAGGACCCCGACGUGGUGGCCCUGGUGGUGCGCGACGGAGAACUCGCUGACCUAGGCCAGUACAGCAUCAACGUGUCCAAUCCCUUCGGCGAGUGCUCGGACUCUGCGCGGAUACUCGUGGAAGUCCCAGCGAAGAUCAAGAAGGGACCAGACAAUACUAAAGCACGCAGAGGAGCCACGGUGACUCUAACCGCAGAAAUCCUAGGCGAGCCACCUCCUGACGUAGGAUGGACCAAGGACGGGAUGGACAUCGAAGAGGAUGACAGGGUGUUCUACGAGAUCGGGAACACCAAUACUACGCUGACCAUUCGCCGGGCUACAGCUGAGGACAGCGGCAAGUAUGAGGUCUACGUGGAGAACAGCCUGGGGAUGGACCAGAGUUUUGCCCGCUUGGAUGUUGCCUGAGGGGGAAUCACCGGUAUUCCCGGUGCCGGAGCUGUCGCAACAUCCUUUCUUUCUCGAUUUGCGGAUAAUAAAGUUAUGGUUG
Molecule: messenger RNA, 1223 nt
Organism: Sarcophilus harrisii (Tasmanian devil)
Lineage: Eukaryota; Metazoa; Chordata; Mammalia; Dasyuromorphia; Dasyuridae
Gene: SPEGNB
Product: SPEG neighbor
Exons: 5
Coding region: 431-1141 (236 amino acids)
Molecular function (GO): protein binding
Source: RefSeq, a predicted model, not a curated record